UCUUUUGAAACAAACGGUGACAGACCGUCGAGAUAAGGAUCUGGGUAGAUGCAAAGGCUGGUGUGAGAGAAGGUUAAAUAGUGACUUAAAUUAUAAAGAGAGAGAGGACAUUUGAGAGACUAAAAUAUUACUCUCACAGGAGGAGGAAAGGUAACGGAACGCGUGCAAAGGCGAAUAGAAAAUAAAACCACAAAGCUAAGCUGUCAAAAAUCCAGAAUAAAAUAUCCAAACACAAAAGUUUAUAAAAACAAUAAUUUUCCAACAUUUAAAAAGUAAUUGCAUUGUUAAUUACUGAAAUAUGGAUCGCAAAAUCCCUGAUUUCUCUGGAACUUGGAAAAUGAAAAGUUCGGAAAACUUCGAGGAGCUUCUGAAAGCACUGGGGGUGAACGUGAUGCUGAGGAAGAUCGCCGUGGCAGCCGCCUCCAAGCCAUCGGUGGAGAUCACCCAAGACGGGGAGCACCUGUCCAUCCGGACCUCCACCUCUGUCCGGACCACCCACGUCUCCUUCACAGUGGGGGAGUCCUUUAAUGAGACCACUGUGGACGGCCGCCCCUGCACGAGUUUUCCUCGUUGGGAGACAGACAGUAAAAUCAGCUGUGAGCAGACCCUGCAGAAGGGGGAAGGCCCCAAGACCUCAUGGACCCGUGAGAUAACCAAUGACGGGGAGCUCAUCUUGACAAUGACUGCUGAUGACGUGGUCUGCACCCGGGUCUACGUACGAGAGUGAAAGACAAAAUCAUCCCUCCAUCCUCCUCUCUCCUUCUCACUAUGCCACUUCACCCAUCAGCUUUGGGUACAGCUGCCUACUAUUGGGAUGAUGCCUGUAGUCUGUUGCUUAGUCAGUCAGUGUGUCAGUCAGUCAGUAAGACAGUGAUUAAGUGUCAGUCACUUUGUGCAUGUACCUUGCUGUCGCUCUUGUUUCAAAGUGUCAGUCAGCUUUUGAAUGUUUCAGUCAGUUGGUCCAUGUAUCAGUGUGUAGGAGUGUCAGUCAGUUUUUGCAUGUAUCAGUCAGUUGGUAAGUGCAUGUUAUCUGUUGGUCAGUCACUUAUCUGCCAUUCAGUAAGCCUGUUUGUCAGAGUGUCAGUGUGGUGAUCAGUUUGUGAGUGCAUCUGUAGUCCUCUCAGUGCCUGUGAGUUAGUCCGUGUGAGAGUCAGUCAGUUAGGCUUUGUGUCAAUGUCUCUGCCCUUUCCUUUCUAGAUUUUUUAUUUAUUAUACUAGUAUCUACUCUUGUAUGUUUUCUACUUUGUGUUUCUUUUAUAUAAAAUGUGGUUUUAGAAAAUAAC
Messenger RNA from Megalops cyprinoides (Indo-Pacific tarpon), 1283 nucleotides. It is a transcript of the gene crabp2a, whose product is annotated as cellular retinoic acid binding protein 2, a. Lineage: Eukaryota; Metazoa; Chordata; Actinopteri; Elopiformes; Megalopidae. Gene Ontology annotation, molecular function: fatty acid binding. The coding region runs from base 299 to 727 and encodes 142 amino acids. The transcript is spliced from 4 exons. The record is from RefSeq and is a predicted model, not a curated record. Gene Ontology annotation, biological process: fatty acid transport. Gene Ontology annotation, cellular component: nucleus; cytosol.